Messenger RNA from Parnassius apollo (apollo), 993 nucleotides. The record is from the annotation of a GenBank genome assembly. Lineage: Eukaryota; Metazoa; Arthropoda; Insecta; Lepidoptera; Papilionidae.
AUGGCUAAGACUGAAGACAAAUGUUUCAUGGCGGAAAAAUUGUAUGACAUCAUGAAAUGCAGAGACCAUGCAUAUUUCACGUUCUUAGAUGUUCAUCUACGACAAGUUACUAAAGUAAAUUGCCUUUUUCAAAGUGAUAAUGUCGAUCCAGCGAAACUGUUAGAAGACUUGUUUUUGCUAUUCAAAAAUAUCCUGCAAAUUAUUGUCAUACCUCGGAAGCUUGAAACUGUUACUGAUGGCGAAUAUGCAUCAUUUGGUUUUCAGGAGCAUUUGAUGCAUGUAUCAGCAAUGCAUUUUGGCUACACGGUUGAAGAGGCGCUAUCGAAACUAGACAGACGUGACAAAGAAGACGUACGUGAGAGAUGCAAAACCUUUCUUGUUAUUUUGUGUUCCAAAUUACAGAAAAGGUUGCCAAAACAGAUCACAUUCCUUAAAGCCAUGGUGAAGUUGUCUCCAGAAAUAGCCACUUCUCAAGUGAAACCUACAUUAGUUGACAUAUUACAAAAUGUUCAAAGGGCUGAACUAUAUGGUUGUAAACAAGAGGUAGAAAUGGAAUGGAAUAAUUUGCAAAACAAAUCUUGGAAGAAUACGACGCGUUGUACUGAUUUUUGGGCUGAGGUUCAGGGGGACACAGACGCUGGGGGUAAUAAAAGAUCCCCUAAUGUCUCUAAAUUAGCAUUGUCUCUUUUGUCGGCACCUAUAUCUAAUGCAGCCGUAGAAAGGGCCUUUUCUCUAUACUCAGUCGUCAAAACAAAGCUUAGGAAUAGGCUAUCCCUGCCUAUUAUACAGAGUAUAAUGACUGUAAGAUACAAUUUAAACAUAUUUCACAAAUCUUGUGUUAACUUCACUCCUUCAAAAACAAUGUUGGACAAAUUUAAUAAUAGCAUGUAUGACAAAAAAGAUAGUGAUGCAGAGGAUACUUUUAUUGUAGUAAUUGUUUUAUUUGUAAAGAAGGAAAAGGCAAGGAUAUUUUUAGGGUAUUUUUUUAAAUAA